Penicillium verrucosum is the source of this 255-nucleotide messenger RNA. RefSeq lists its product as uncharacterized. The record is from RefSeq and is a predicted model, not a curated record. Lineage: Eukaryota; Fungi; Ascomycota; Eurotiomycetes; Eurotiales; Aspergillaceae. The transcript is spliced from 2 exons. The coding region runs from base 1 to 255 and encodes 84 amino acids.
AUGGACCAAUACGAGAUAAUAAGGCAGGCUGUACAUACCGUACGCCCCAGAAAGUCAGGCCUAGCAGAGGCCGAUAAGCAUAAGCUUGUAAUGAUGACGAUAGAGUUGCGUGCCGCUCCCUCACGUGUGGCACGUGAUGGAAGGGGACUCGACUGUCGAGACGUAGAGAUCGAUGGAAAGUCCAUCAAAGACGAAGACUCGUCGAAGAUGGCGCUGUCUCGCUGGAAAGUCGACAAGGAGAAGACGCGGGGGUAG